Messenger RNA from Mus musculus (house mouse), 2592 nucleotides. It is a transcript of the gene Psmd9, whose product is annotated as proteasome (prosome, macropain) 26S subunit, non-ATPase, 9. Gene Ontology annotation, cellular component: proteasome regulatory particle, base subcomplex; cytosol. NCBI's taxonomy places the organism in Eukaryota, Metazoa, Chordata, Mammalia, Rodentia, Muridae. The transcript is spliced from 6 exons. Gene Ontology annotation, biological process: protein folding; proteasome regulatory particle assembly. The record is from RefSeq and is marked validated. Bases 118 to 786 code for a protein of 222 amino acids.
AUCUGUUUCCGUACUUGCGCGUUGGCUGAGCUGUUUUGGCCCCGGGGAGGACCCGUAGCCUCAGCCUCGGCUGGCGUCCGUAGCCGGGAAACCCAGAACUCUAGCUUGAGGUCCGCGAUGUCGGGUGAAGACGUUCCGCACCGGGCAGAGUCCUCCGAGGCCCGUGCGGCCGCGGUCAGCGACAUCCAGGAUCUGAUGCGACGCAAGGAGGAGAUCGAGGCGGAGAUCAAGGCUAAUUACGACGUCCUGGAGAGCCAAAAAGGAAUUGGCAUGAACGAACCGCUGGUGGACUGUGAGGGCUAUCCCCGGGCGGAUGUGGACUUGUACCAGGUCCGAACAGCAAGGCACAACAUCAUCUGUCUCCAGAAUGAUCACAAGGCACUGAUGAAGCAAGUGGAGGAGGCCCUGCACCAGCUGCACGCUCGGGACAAAGAGAAGCAGGCUCGGGACAUGGCUGAAGCCCGAGAAGAGGCCAUGAACCGCAGGCUGGCCUCCAACAGCCCCGUCCUGCCCCAGGCCUUUGCCAGAGUGAACAGUAUCAGCCCCGGUUCCCCAGCCAGUAUUGCGGGCCUGCAAGUGGAUGACGAAAUUGUGGAGUUCGGCUCCGUGAACACCCAAAACUUCCAGUCAGUGCAGAACGUGGGCACUGUGGUGCAGCAUAGCGAGGGGAAGCCCCUGAAUGUGACGGUGAUCCGCAGAGGAGAGAAGCACCAGCUCAGACUGAUUCCAACCCGCUGGGCAGGAAAAGGACUGCUGGGCUGCAACAUUAUUCCUCUCCAGAGAUGACUGUUUCCUGGGAUCUGCCUGCAGGAAGCUGCCUCAGCUGGCCCCGUGCUUGGGCCUGGAGGCGUUUCCUCGUUCUCUAGGCUCCCUUAAGUGUAAGGAUCUGGAGAAGAAUGGUCGAAGCCUGGGCAUCGAGGUGGAAGAGACGCUUUGGCUGCCUGAUGUAAUCUCUCUGGGUUGAGGCAUUAUUAAAAGUGUGAUUUGUGCCUAGCUACGUCUUGUGCAAAUUAGGCCAUAGCCUGUCUGGGAAUUCUCUAGAUUAUGAGCCAGUGAGUGGGGAUGACUCUGGCGAGUAAUGAUUUGAUGUCAUUUUCCUUUUGGAGACGGACUCAGUGUGUAAUCCUGACUAUCCUGGAAUUCCCUGUGUAGACCAGGCUGGCCUUGAGCUGACAGAGAUCCCCCUGCCUCUGCCUCAUUAGUAUUGGGAUGAGAGGCAUAUACUGACAUGGCUGGCUAGACUCUGAGGAAUAUGUAUUAUACAUAUAUAAUUUAUACUUAUUUUUGAGAAUUUCGUACAUGCACAUAGUACAUUUCUAUAUUUCCUGUCAUCUCAAGUCCCUCUCAGACCUCCCCUCGUACCCACUUCCCAGGUUCUUGCCCUCUUUUGUUUUUUUUCUUUUUAAAUAAAUAACCUACUAAGUGCCAUUUGUGCUGUCAGUAUAUUCAUGGUGUGGGAUCUUCCACUGGAGGAAUGUGGUCAACCUUCCAGAGACCACACCCCUAACCUCCACAGGACUUGAGUACCCCUACUUUUUCUUGGAAGCAGGGUCUCAUGUAGCCCAGUCCAGCCUCAGAUUUGCCUUGAAGCUGAAGAUGUUCUCUUCUGCUGUCUCUCCCUCCAAUGUCCAACUGCAGUAUCACCCACCGCCUAGGGGUGGGGGCUUGCUGGAGACCGGAUCUCACAAGUUCAGACUGGCCUGGAGCUCAGUGUACCCGCACUGGCCUUACCCUUGGGAUCUUGCUGCCCUGGUCUCCUGGUAUUAUAGUGUAUGCCACCAAACCUUGUUACAGGUUAGAGAAACUGUCAGAUAAAGCCAGUCUUGUAGCUGUGUGAUUGUGACCACUGUCAGUCCCACCAGGAUGCCCUGUGAGCUCACAGCCAAGCCCAGGAGGAGUUGGGAAGGAAGUCCUGCGAAGCAAACGAGUUCCUGGGCCGCAGUCCGGUUGAUUCUUGGGUGGGAAACUGAAAGCCGGAGCUCAGACUCUAGGCAAGUGUCCCUCCGUGGGCUGAGCAGCUGGCAGUCUCUACCCUGGAGCAGUGCUUUGAGAGCCUGAUGCAUCCUCUGAGGCUGAGGCUGUGGAGUCACCGUAGCCCCAUUAAGAAAUCAGCAAAGACCAGGUGUGGUGGCUCAAACGUUUUAAUCCCAGCACUCAGGAGGCAGGGGCAGGCGGAUUUCUGAGUUAAGGCCAGCCUGGUCUACAGAGUGAGCUCCAGGACAGCCAAGGAAGGCUACACAGAAAAAUUCUGUCUCAAAACAAAAUUUGCAAAGGUCACAGGUCACGAGGCCUUGCAGGUUACCCAGUAUGAUAUUGGCUUCCUCUUCAGUAACCCACUGGAAACCAGCAAGCUUCCUUUACUUCUACAGUAAAAGACCCCGCAGAUGGGCCUGAUUUGGCUUUUAUAGUUGAGCCUCCCCACCGGGCGGUGGUGGUGUACACCUUUAAUCCCAGCACUCAGGAGGCAGAGAGAGGCAGGCAGAUCUCAGAGUUUGAGGCUAGCCUGGUCUACAGAGUGAGUUCCAGGACAGCCAGGGCUACACAGAGAAAACCUGUAUGGAAAACAAAAAUAAAACAAAUUUAAAAAACAAA